GACAGGAACGGUAGGCACUUUUGUGCUCUUCUGCUCGCCCCUUGGGCUUCCUAUAACCCAUGGCGUUUCUUGCUUAAAGUUUAACCCCACCAGCCUGCUAGCCACCACUCUCCGGAUUCCCAACCCAGAUGGGCUGUUCGUCGACUCUCAAGCAGAGGAAAACUCUACUAACAACAGCAGGGUCGCCACGAACGUCGGGGUCUUCCCGGACCCGCAUGCUAAACUGAGUAACUCCCCUGCCUUGCUCCGCGAAAGCUUUGACAUCCUUCCGGCAUCGUCCUAGGAGUCUGCGCAUGACGAGGGGCGGGAGGAAAGAAAAAGGUUUCUAUGGCACCAGCCAACAAACAGGAAUCGAUCCAGCCCGGGAGUUCUUUUUUCCACCGAGUCGCAGCUGCAGGUUCCCCCUUUCGAGAAAGUGGCGUCGGUGAUAUAGUGAAAUGAACUCCGUCAAUUCAUUUGAAGCUGAGUAUAUAAAGAAUUUGCAAAAACAAAUCUGCUUACUAGAAUAUGAGACAGCUUAUCUUAGAGAGAAGGCUAAGAAUGCUACACACAUCCCACCUAAAGUUACUAGAAAAGCCACAAAGCUAUUGCAGACACUGAAGGAACUGGAAGCUACCAUAAACAGAACAGAAAUAGAUAUAGCAAAGAAAGAAAAUAGCACCAAGCAUUAUGAAACUGAAACUCAAGCAAUACAGAAACAUCUUCAGAUACUGUCUGAUGCAAGUGCUAAAGAAAAGCUGCUAUUAAUGGAGGAGGUUACAAAACUGAAGAAAAUGGUUGAACACUCUACCCAGGAUAUUUCACACAAAGAAGCAGAAUUGCUAAAAAUUCAGAGAGAAAUGCAAGAGACUGUGAAUUCAGUGAAAGAAAAAGAACAUGCUGUCUGUCUUCUGGAAUCAAAAUGUCAGCAGAAGAUUUGGCAGUACCAAGACAUGGAAAAAAACCUUUCAGAACUUAGAUCACAGUGCACACAACUGCAAGUAUUGCUUUACCGCUUAGAAGAGAAAUUAUUGAUGAGCUUCCAAUCUCCACAAGAGACGAUUGUUAAGGAACUUAGUGAGGAAGCUGAAAAAUUAAGGCAGAUCCUCAAGGAAAAUGAGCUUUCAGCUGAUGAAGAUAAGUAUUUGCUCAACAAGAUGGCAGAAGAUUGUGGACAUCUGACAAAGAAGAAUUGUCUUUUACAUGCUCAAAUACAGAAAGUUACCAAGCAUCUGAACCAGGAAAGGCAGCUGAGAGAGGAGGAGACUUCUUCCUAUUCAAAAAGAGUGUCUGAGCUAACAUCAAGAAGAGAGAAAACAUGGCAACUUAAGCGGAAACUCACCCACUUGAAGACUCUGUUACAAAACCUAAGACAGAAAGUUCUUAAAGCUCAGGAACAGUUACUUCAUCUACAAGAAAGAAAAUCUACGGAUCACAAAAGACAACAUCUUCAUAUACAACUAAUUGAUUUAGAAAAUCAACACACCAAAGUGCAACUGGAAAAUUCUAAACUGAGAACAGAGAAAAAUCAUCGGGUGGAACAUAUUUCUCAAAUACACAGACAGAUUGCUGAAAACCAGAAUGAAAUGAGUUUUCUGCAUAGCCAUGUUUAUAGCUUGUCGUGUGAUCUCAACAACUUGAAAUCUGAAGUCAAUAUGGCCUCUGUUCCUCAGAAGGAAAAGGGAAAGUGAUCACCAAUAUAUUAACAACAAACUGUGGUUCAAUGAACUAAUAAUUUGAAAAGUAGUUAAUUUUCCCUUAUAUAAAUAUCAUUCUUUGAAAAGUUUCUUUAAAUUAAGAAGUUGUAUUUUAUACAUGGGACUAUUUUUAAAAAAAAAUGACUUAAGAGAAAUAUCUGAAGAUAAACUAAGUUUUUUGCUUUAGAUAAUAUUUUAAGUAUUUGUAUAUUCUCUUGAUUUCAAGGUAAUUUUAAUACUUUUCUCAUUAUUAAUGGAUCAAAUUCACAUGUGAAAAGAAAUUGUCACAAAUUAGUACCAGUGAAAAAGUAGGGCUUGCAUGGUAUUCUUUUUGAUAUGAUUAUGUUCAGCAUAAAACAAAACUACAAUGUUUUCAUGAUCAAACAUCUCAAACAGAAAAUAAAUUACCUUUUUUAAGUCAGACGUUUUUCCGUAUUCUGCUUCCUAUAAAGGAUCAGAUUCAUCAACUCUUCAGAAUAUCUCUCUAAUGGUUAGUGCCAUCUGAAUCAUCCCAUUAAGCAGGCAUUUAAGUCCAAAUUAACCCAUUUAUAAAGAGGGGAAAGCUAACCACAAAAGUACCGGUACAUGGAAUGUACAAACUUACAGCACAGCAGUAUGAAGAGAAGAGCUUAGUGCCAUGUUGCUGUUGUACAUAUUCUAUACAAUUCUCUCUACAAUACCAAUUCAGUAAAUAAUCUAUUACUUAGUAUAGCCAUGCAAAUAAUUUGAAAGGACACUUCGAUUCCCACAACUUUGCAAGCAGGACCAUAUCAUGCUAAACAUUCUGUUUGACUGCUUCAAAGAUCUUCUCCCGUCUCCUGUUUUUCUUCACAGGCAGUUUCAGCAGAUCUUUUGCGCACAUAAAUGCAUGAACUGUCAAGCUGAGAAAAGAUUUAUAUUAAAUCAUUGCGUUUUACAUUUCUGUUCACUUGGCUAGUUGCUAUGAUUGAAUCUUUCCCUGGCCCAGCUUCAAUUAAUUGACUAGCCCUACUACUCCUUUUAGCAGUUCUACUUGGUCUCUCUGCCAAUGAACAAAACAUACAUGAUUAUGAAUAUGUCAAAAUCUAGAUGAGAGUGCAGAAAUUAAGACUGCUGUUUGGGAUGCAUAUUAAGAGUUCCCAGGUUGUUCUGGCAGAGAAAACACCAUUUGCAAGAAAAGAUAGUGACCCAUGAUUCAGAAUGUUCAAGUUAACAAGACUUAGCAGUAUGCAUAUCCAGUAAGAUGGAGCUGGUGGAUUUUAUCCUAUACUUCUGCAUAAAUAGAAGCGUACCAUGCUCUAUUGGGUGCUAAAGCAAUACACAUAUACAAAAAGUAUUUAAUAUAUUUUAAAAUUUUAUAAAGCCCUGCAGACAUAUAUAAAGGAAAACUGAAAUUCAAAGGGGCUUAUAUAAACUAAUUUGAUUGAAAAAAUAAGUAGGUAAGCAAAUUUGUGAUUUUAAGGCUAUUAGCCAGGCUAAGCAAAGCAAAUAUAUUACCAUAAUGCCAUAAUUCUUAUAAAGCUAUAAAUAAAGUCCAGAGCUAAACUAAGGCACAUACCCUUAGGAGAGGGAGACUGAAGAGAUAUCAUCUACAUUAUUUCUUGCAGUUUCUUAAAUUGUAUGCAGUAGCUUAAAAUAUAUAAAUAAAUUUUAAACUAUGGACUUUAUUCUUUUUAUUAUGCUUCACAUAUUUACAUGUAACUUUUUAAAUUACUAUAUUUUGCUUUACUUAUGUACAUUUUCAUACUGUAACAGUGUAUUUAGGAAAUAAAGCUUGCUUAAAUAAACAUGCUUCUUGCCUGAAGCUAUUUUGGAAAAUUGCUUAAUAGUAGUAUAGCUAACCGUCCAAAUCCAGCUUAAAUAAAGGUACUAGAUGGAUUGGUUUUUAAUAGCUGUGCAGAA
Messenger RNA from Ahaetulla prasina, 3557 nucleotides. Its product is annotated as nucleoprotein TPR-like. NCBI's taxonomy places the organism in Eukaryota, Metazoa, Chordata, Lepidosauria, Squamata, Colubridae. The coding region runs from base 438 to 1670 and encodes 410 amino acids. The record is from RefSeq and is a predicted model, not a curated record. The transcript is spliced from 10 exons.